Molecule: messenger RNA, 645 nt
Organism: Alternaria triticimaculans
Lineage: Eukaryota; Fungi; Ascomycota; Dothideomycetes; Pleosporales; Pleosporaceae
Exons: 1
Coding region: 1-645 (214 amino acids)
Source: RefSeq, a predicted model, not a curated record
AUGCUAAUUCAAACCCCCGUUCCCGAUGAACACAAGAGCAUCAUGAACCAUGACGCAUUCGACCGGCUCUACUGGUCCGUUCUAGACCCAGCAGGCAUAUCAAGCGUGCAAGUCGCCGAAGACAACGAAGACGCUUCCCCAUCUUCCAGAGCCUACCUACCCAACCACCCCAUCGCCCUAGAACCAGCAACAAUAACCAACGCUAACAAACUCAUCUUCACCGCAAAGGACCUCGGUGUACACGCCAGUGAAUGCCACAUGUGGAGCGACGGCUUCGAAGAACCAGAAGACGGGGUUGAGAACCUAGAAGAUGCCUGGAACUACUUCGUCAUCGAGACGGAAGAUGGCAGCCCGCUGCUCAUCCGCGACGUAGUGAACCAGUUCCACGCCUGGGCAAAUCGCCCCUUUAUCGAAGACAAGAUCCGGGAGUCGCUACUUUAUUUGUACAACUCAUGCAGCGACAACUCAAGCCAUGUACCGAAGGGUGUGAAGAUAUUCUUGGAGUCGGUGGAACAGUAUGGGAGUUACGAAGACGCGUGUGCUCCUGUUGUCUACAUGAACUUGUGGGUGGAGGGGUAUGAAAAUAAGGAUGCGCAAUACUUUUGGAAGUCGCGUGUUAAUCCUCGGAAGUACUCGGUGGAGUAA